AUGGCGGCGCCUCUGCGGGAGCGGCUGUUCUCGCUGGAGCUGCUAGUGGACUGGGUGCGCCUAGAAGCCGGGGUGCUGCCGUCGUCGGUGGCGGAGGAGAAGGAGGCCUCGCUGCCGCUGCCGCCGCCGCCGGGCUUCCGCCCUGCGGUGGCCUUCCGCCUGCUGGACUUCCCCACGUUGCUGGUUUACCCACCCGGCGCCAGCGACCCACAACCCCGACCCGGCGUGGUAACUUUCGGUCGCGGCAAGUCCUGUCUCUUCAGACUGCACCCUCCCACCUUGCACCGCUUGCUCCGUGAGACCCCGCUUUACGUGCUGCUUCUGCAGCUGGCACCCGGGCGCCCGACGCCCACCCCGCGACUCCUGGGAAGCUGUGGCGUCUCGCUUGCGGAUGCUGCCCAAAAGGUCUUGGGGCCAGUACAGUCAGCCUGCACGUGGGGCCAUCGAGAAUGCUACCCGUUGUGCAACCAGGUGGGGAAGCGGAUUGGGGACAUCGCGUUGGGCUACCGCCUGACUGACCUGGGGAAAUCUUUGCUGGGACGUCUUGAGGGACAGGUCACCUGCAGGAGAAGUGAACUGGAGUUAGUAGAGGGACAAGAAGCCGGCGAGGUUAAUUCCCUGCCGGAAAAACAACGGCUAAGGCAGCCAACCUCAGGACCAAUCUCAGAAGAUGAUGCACACCUGGUGGAUUUAAAAAUCACAACCACACAGGAAUUAAAGGAAAUAGAUAUUCACGGUGGUGCCAGCUCUGAUAACACGGAUUCUGGGGAGAAGGGCAAAACUAGUAGUAGUAGAUGUAAUAGUCCAAAUCAGGAAGAGUUGGACAUUGAAGCCAACACAUUUUGCCCCCCACCUCUAUACUACACCCAUUUGAUUGAAAAAAAGAUGCCUUCUGCACAAGGUAAAAUCACAUUUGUACCGCAAGUUAAUGUGCCUGAGGAACUAGAUGCUAUUUUUCAAGAAGAAAAUCAUGUAAAUCCCCAAACACAUACCAAUUUUCCAAAGUAUGUGAAUACUAUAACGAAGGAAAGUCUCUCUCUGCUUACAAAUCCUUCAGAAAAUAUUCAGAAUGUAGGAAAAAAGAAUCAAACUCCUUGUCACUCUCAAACUGAACAAAAUAGAAUUACUACUAUACGAGAGCUGCCUUUGUUAAAUGCUUUGUUGGUCGAGUUGUCCUUGUUAUACGCCCAGCCCAUGGCAAGCCCUACUCAUAUACAUCCCCAUCUAGCCUGGUUGUAUAGAACUGAGGAAAAGAAUGAACCAGACUCUCUUGCCAAAGCCACAUGUAAAUCUGAACCCAAGAAGGAAAGACUCUCAGUAGGGGAAAAGAAAAAGUCAGUAAGUCUUCAAAAUAGAAAGAAUCAAGUUGAAAAUCUCAGGGAAAGUAUACAUUAUGAAAAGCCCAGUAGUAUCCAACAAAACCGAGUUCCAAGGGGACGGCUGCUCUAUGGCAUAACAAAUACACUAAAGCUACGUUUAAAGCAAACAAAUCCUGACAUGUUGCUAGUACAUGAAAAAAGAGAACAGGAGAGAAAAAUGCAAGCACAAAUUUUGGGUGCAAAACUCAGAAUCCCAUCAUCCAAAGUUAAAGUAUUAAGCUUUGUAGAACAACGUCAGAAGUCACAUCAGCUACCAGAAGAUCAGUGUUUAGUUUCAGAUGCAACUUUUGCUGAAAAUAGUCAUACUUCAAGGCAAGUUAGUAGGGUUUUGGAUGAGCCUAGAACAACUAAAACUAAACUAUGUACAAUGGGGAAAAAGACAAUUUAUUGUACGAAAAACAGAACCAAUAGUGGUUCAUUGGAAGAAAAAAGUGCUGUAAAAUCCAUUGUUUCAGAACAGUUUAAUCUUAAAAAUAUUUUUGAAGACAAAGUGGAAACAGAAGUCCAAAGUUCAUGUGAUGUUCAACAAAAUGCAAUCGAGAGAAUUGUAGACAAAGAAAUAGGUAGUAGGCAGGUCAAAACCACAAAUAAUGCCAUUACUGAUGUAAGUGAAAAUAAACUAAGUAAAAGUAGUUCUUCUGAAAGCAUUUCAGAACUCGAAUAUUCAGAUGAUUUUACUAGCCCGUGUUAUUCUGAAGCUUCCUGUGCCCCUGAGGACACCGGCAGAAGCAUACAGGCUCAUGAGAGUCCAGACCACUGUCAAUCUCUUAGCAAGUCUAGUGACGCAAGCUCGUCCAUAAGGAAACAUAGCAGUGAAAAAAGUUCUAUUUUUAGCCCACCUUUUUCAACUGGAUUACCCAUACACUCAUAUAAAAGAUCUAAUAUUUCAAAGCCUAAGGAUAAAGGUUCUGAUGAAGCAUCUUAUAGCUCUACCAGUGAUUUAUCUUCAUCACAUUGGACUGAGGAAAAAGAAACACAGAGAGACCAUAAUAGCAUGCCUAAUUCAAAACUGAUAAAGAGUGUUCAAGACAGCUCUAGGAAACUUAAAACAAAAGCUGGUUGCAAGUCUUUAGAAAAAAGUCAGUCACCAAGGACGUCUCAAGUGAGUUCUUACCUGCCAUCUAAUUUGUCGGAAUUAGAAUUUAAGGCCUUGGAUGUCAGUUCGUCAGAUCAAUUUGAAGAAGACAGCGAUGAAGUUGGUUCACUAAAUAUUUCCAAACAAUGCAAAGAUAUUUCUGAAUUAGUAAUAAAUAAACUUCCAGGAUAUACAGUGUAAAAAUAACAUGCUUUUAAAAAUCAUGGAUAUUUUAACGAUAUAUGUAGUAUGUGUACUGCUAAUGA
Molecule: messenger RNA, 2720 nt
Organism: Echinops telfairi (small Madagascar hedgehog)
Lineage: Eukaryota; Metazoa; Chordata; Mammalia; Afrosoricida; Tenrecidae
Gene: MAP10
Product: microtubule associated protein 10
Exons: 1
Coding region: 1-2655 (884 amino acids)
Biological process (GO): cytoplasmic microtubule organization; mitotic spindle midzone assembly; positive regulation of cytokinesis
Cellular component (GO): mitotic spindle midzone; mitotic spindle pole; midbody
Molecular function (GO): microtubule binding
Source: RefSeq, a predicted model, not a curated record